UUCUAUUAAAAUUGAUAACAUGUUUUGAACUUAAUACCACUAGUUGCCCACCAAGCAAGGAAUUAAACUAUACGCCAUAAUACAGUGAUGCAACGAAAAACACAAUUAAGAAAAAGCAACUUUGGCGAACCUAUAUAAAGCGUGUUUUCCCUUCAAUCCUUCCCACAUAAAUCCAUUGAGGAGAAUAACAGAAAAAUGGCAGCAGCAGCAGCAGCAGCGAAACUGAUGGCAAUUCACAGCAAGGAAGCAGAUAUUCACCAGGGAGACAUAUGCAAGGUGAAAGCUCUGCAAGUACUGGAGGAAUUCUCAGUGCCGAAAGGACUGUUGCCGGUGGAGGAAAUACAGGAGAUGGGUUUCAACCGAAGCACAGGGUUCCUUUGGUUUAAGAUGAAGAAGAAAGUAGAACACAAGUUCAAGAGCAUAGGCCAAACUGUUAUCUACAACGUGGAGAUUACUUGUUUCCUUGAAAAGGGCCACUUGUCGAAGCUGACGGGAGUUAAGGCCAAGGAGCUCAUGCUUCCUGUGGGCAUCACUGACAUUCUCGUUGGAGAACCUUCCCCUGAUACGAUCAAGUUUACGACCGCCAUCGGCGUCUCCCGUUCCUAUCCUGCCUCCGCCUUUGCAUCUCAAGACUAGCUACACACUGCAACUUCAACUUCCACUACUUCACAUCAAUCCAUGAUGAAGAGAAGGAAUAAUUAAGAAUAAAUGCGUUUUUAUGCGUAUUGUUCACUGUUACUCUAGUAUUUGUUAUGGUUAAUUUUCCCGUGACAUGCAUGUCUUACCUUAAAUAUAUUAAAUGCAAUUCUCGUUUCCUAUC
Molecule: messenger RNA, 820 nt
Organism: Sesamum indicum (sesame)
Lineage: Eukaryota; Viridiplantae; Streptophyta; Magnoliopsida; Lamiales; Pedaliaceae
Source: RefSeq, a predicted model, not a curated record